Vombatus ursinus (common wombat) is the source of this 9070-nucleotide messenger RNA. RefSeq names its product probable phospholipid-transporting ATPase IH. Gene Ontology annotation, biological process: phospholipid translocation. Gene Ontology annotation, molecular function: ATPase-coupled intramembrane lipid carrier activity; magnesium ion binding; ATP binding. Lineage: Eukaryota; Metazoa; Chordata; Mammalia; Diprotodontia; Vombatidae. Gene Ontology annotation, cellular component: endoplasmic reticulum; trans-Golgi network; recycling endosome. The record is from RefSeq and is a predicted model, not a curated record. The transcript is spliced from 30 exons. The coding region runs from base 152 to 3820 and encodes 1222 amino acids.
CCCGGAGACUAGGGUGGCCACGAGACCGAUGUAGAAGCAAGUCCAUGGCCGUGCCAAGUGGGAGUCGGAAGAGAUAAGGCGGCCCCGAGCUCAAGCUCGCCGAGGGGAGCUAGGAGCUGCGCCGGCGCGGGGGCUUUAUCCGGCAGGUACCAUGGCAGGAACCAUAGACUGCAGCUUCAUCCGGACUCUCAUCAACCGAUACUGUGCUGGAGAAGAAAAUUGGGUUGAUAGUCGGACCAUCUAUGUCGGACACAAGGAACCCCCUCCAGGUGCUGAAGCAUACAUUCCACAAAAAUACCCAGAUAAUAGAAUAGUCUCUUCCAAGUACACAUUUUGGAACUUCAUACCCAAGAAUUUGUUUGAGCAGUUCAGAAGAAUAGCCAAUUUUUAUUUUCUUAUCAUCUUUCUGGUACAGUUGAUUAUUGAUACACCCACAAGUCCAGUCACAAGUGGACUUCCUUUAUUCUUUGUCAUUGCUGUCACAGCUAUCAAACAGGGGUAUGAAGACUGGCUUCGACAUAAAGCAGAUAAUGCAAUGAACCAGUGCCCUGUCCAUUUUAUUCAGCAUGGCAAACUUGUUCGAAAACAAAGCCGGAAUUUGAGAGUUGGAGAUAUUGUGAUGGUGAACGAUGGUGAAACCUUUCCAUGUGACUUAAUAUUUCUUUCUAGCAGUAGAGAGGAUGGAACAUGUUAUGUUACAACAGCCAGCUUGGAUGGUGAAUCAAGUCAUAAAACUUAUUAUGCAGUUCAAGAUACAAAAGGAUUUCAAACUGAAGAAGAUAUUGACAGCUUACAUGCUACCGUUGAAUGUGAACAACCUCAGCCUGACCUCUACAAAUUUGUGGGCCGCAUACAUGUUUACCAGGAGAGAAAUGACCCUAUUGUAAGAUUCAUAACUUCUGGCACUCAAAGAGAUAGGAACCAUUCCUCUACCUCCUUCUCACUUCGAGAAGAAAAGUCGUUAGGAUCAGAAAAUCUGCUUCUUAGGGGAGCCUCUCUAAAGAACACUGAAAAAAUCUUUGGUGUGGCUAUAUAUACUGGCAUGGAAACUAAGAUGGCAUUAAAUUACCAGUCAAAGUCACAGAAACGGUCUGUUGUAGAAAAAUCAAUGAAUGUAUUCCUUGUCGUGUACCUCUGCAUCCUAAUCAGUAAAGCACUGAUAAAUACUGUCCUGAAAUAUGUGUGGCAGAGUGACCCAUUUCGAGACGAGCCUUGGUUUAAUCAGAAGACAGAAGCAGAGAGACAGAGGCACCUGUUUCUCAAAGCUUUCACAGACUUCCUGGCUUUUAUGGUACUUUUUAACUACAUCAUUCCAGUGUCAAUGUAUGUCACAGUUGAAAUGCAGAAAUUUCUCGGCUCCUAUUUUAUCACCUGGGAUGAAGAUAUGUUUGAUGAAGAAACAGGUGAAGGACCUGUAGUUAACACUUCUGACCUAAAUGAAGAAUUGGGACAGGUAGAAUAUAUCUUCACAGAUAAGACGGGAACAUUGACAGAAAACAAUAUGGAAUUCAUAGAAUGUUGCAUUGAAGGCAAUGUCUAUGUGCCUCAUGUCAUUUGCAAUGGGCAAAUCCUUCCUGACUCUGGAGGCAUUGACAUGAUUGACUCUUCGCCUGGAGUGAGUGGAAAGGAGAGAGAAGAGCUGUUUUUUCGGGCUCUCUGUCUUUGCCACACAGUUCAAGUGAAGGAUGAUGUCCUUGUAGAUGGAGCCAAAAAAUCACCUGAUUCAUCAAGAUCUUGCAUAUAUAUUUCAUCAUCACCAGAUGAAGUGGCGUUAGUUGAAGGCAUUCAAAGGCUUGGUUUCACAUACCUAAGACUGAAAGACAAUUACAUGGAGCUGUUAAAUAGAGAUAAUGAUAUUGAGAGGUAUGAAUUAUUAGAGAUUCUGACUUUUGAUUCAGUGAGGAGAAGGAUGAGUGUUAUUGUCAAAUCUACUUCAGGGGACAUCUACCUAUUUUGCAAGGGAGCAGAUUCUUCAAUAUUUCCAAGAGUAACUGAAGGCAAAGUAGAUCAGAUACGAUCCAGAGUGGAGCGCAACGCAGUGGAAGGGCUGCGAACUCUAUGUGUUGCCUAUAAAAAACUCACCCAGGAAGAAUAUAAUGAGGUUUGUGAACUUCUGCACGAAGCAAAAGUGGCACUUCAAGAACGAGAAAAGAAAUUGGCGGAGGCAUAUGAGCUUGUUGAGACAGACCUUACUCUGCUUGGUGCUACAGCUGUUGAGGACCGCCUCCAGGAGAAAGCUGCGGAUACCAUUGAAGCUCUUCAGAAAGCAGGCAUAAAAGUUUGGGUUCUGACAGGAGACAAGAUGGAAACGGCAGCCGCCACCUGCUAUGCCUGCAAGCUUUUCAGGAGGAACACCCAACUGCUUGAGCUGACCACGAAGAAGAUUGAAGAGCAGAGCCUGCAUGAUGUGCUCUUUGAGCUGAGUAAGACCGUCCUGCACUACAGUGGCAGUAUGACCAGGGACAGUUUCUCAGGACUUUCAACUGACAUGCAAGAUUUUGGCUUAAUUAUUGAUGGAGCUGCAUUGUCACUAAUAAUGAAGCCCCGACAAAAUGGGAGCUCUGGAAACUACCGAGAGCUCUUCCUGGAAAUCUGCAGGAACUGUAGCGCCGUGCUCUGCUGUCGGAUGGCCCCUCUGCAGAAGGCACAGAUUGUUAAAUUGAUUAAACUUUCCAAGGAGCACCCUAUUACUCUAGCCAUCGGGGAUGGCGCAAAUGAUGUCAGCAUGAUUCUAGAAGCACACGUGGGCAUAGGUGUCAUUGGAAAAGAAGGUCGUCAAGCAGCCAGGAACAGUGACUAUGCAAUACCGAAAUUUAAGCACUUAAAGAAGAUGAUCCUUGUCCACGGACAUUUUUAUUACAUUAGGAUAUCCGAACUUGUGCAAUACUUCUUUUAUAAGAAUGUCUGCUUCAUUUUCCCUCAGUUUUUAUACCAGUUCUUCUGUGGAUUUUCACAACAGCCUUUAUAUGAUACUGCGUAUCUAACGCUGUACAAUAUCAGCUUCACUUCCCUUCCCAUCCUCAUGUACAGUCUGAUGGAGCAGCAUGUCAGCAGCGAUAUGCUCAAGAGAGACCCUUCACUGUACAGGGAUAUUGCCAAGAAUGCUCUACUUCGCUGGCGAGUAUUCAUUUAUUGGACAUUCUUGGGUGUAUUUGAUGCUCUGGUAUUUUUCUUUGGUGCUUAUUUGAUGCUUGAAAAUACGGCAAUGACCAUCAAUGGACAUGUAUUUGGAAACUGGACCUUUGGAACAAUGGUGUUCACUGUGUUGGUAUUUACAGUUACACUAAAGCUUGCCCUCGAUACACACUACUGGACUUGGAUAAAUCAUUUUGUUAUUUGGGGAUCUCUGAUUUUCUACAUUGUCUUUUCUCUACUCUGGGGAGGAAUUAUCUGGCCUUUUCUCAGUUAUCAGAGGAUGUACUUUGUGUUCAUACAGAUGCUAUCUAGUGGUCCUGCAUGGCUGGGCAUCAUUCUGUUAAUAAUUGUCAGCCUUCUUCCGGACAUUCUCAAAAAGGUUCUAUGUAGGCAGUUGUGGCCUACAGCAACAGAAAGAACUCAGAAUUCUCCAAGGCAAUGUCAGGACCACAUUUCAGAAUUCACCCCUCUCGCCUCUCUACCAAGUCCAAGCUAUCGAAGCAAUGAGCUCACCAGUUCCCCCCUGGCCACCAGGUCUCAUUCUCAUUCUAAAAAAGUGAUGCUGACAUACUGGAACAGUCAUGAUUAUUCAGUCCUCCCGCUUGGGUUUAAUUUUUCCAAUAAUUAUUGCAAGUCCAGUACAAGACAUUGCUACCAUGGGUCAGGUUUGGAAACGCCCGUAUGACAGAUCACCAAUUCAAGCCUUUAAAGAACUGCAUUUUUGAAUGUGUGUGCAUGUGUGUGAGUGUGUGCGUGUGCGUAUGUGUAUGUAUGUGUGUAUUCUGUUUCCAGAAAAGGGAACAAAUACAUAAUAAAACUUAAACUAAGAAGUACUUGGCUCUGACUGUCUGGAGUAAUGAUUAGGCAGACAGAAUUGAGAGCCUGAAGCCUAUGUCCUUCCAGGCCUGAUGAGGCCUCUUCAAAAAAAAUUUUUUUGAACUGCUAAAGCAAUGAACAUCUUACACAGUCUGGUGUAUGAGGCAGUCUAUGAGGCUGGUAGCACUUAGAAGUCCCCUUGUUCUGUGUUAAAAAGUUUUGGGUUUUUCUUUUUUCUUUGUUUCUUCUCUUUUUUUUGCACAUACGUUGCUUGCUUCUAUUGUCUUCAGUUACUUCCUAUUACUUGAAGUGGAUAGUUUCAAUGAAGGACCUACAUUUUGAUAUCAACAGUUCAGUUUUGAGCCAGAAGCUAUGACCUCAGAUAUCUCCAGUGACAGUCACUUCAUGCAUUUCCCAGCUGUUUCUGAUACUUCUUUUUGUCAUCCUUCCCUGGCUCUCCCAACCACUUUUCCUCCCAUGCUUUGUCCAUACAACAAACUGACAUUGCCUCUGUAAUCAUAUCUCUUGUCAGGAAACAUUCUUCUAAUGCUUGUAUUUUCCUAAGUGGCCAAAUUAAGCAUCUGUGUAGUCGUGUAUAUCGGUUUUCCUAGUAGAAAAAAGAGACGCCAUUUUUAUGUUCAGCCCACCAAGGGGAAGCUGGUUGUUGUGUGUAGUAGUGGCAUUUUGCAUGUCAAACUCAAAAUCACUUGUGCUGAAUGUGUUAAUUUAUCACGAUAUGUCCUAGAAAAUUUAGAGCAAAUUCAGUUCAUUUUUGUUCCCUCCCCAUCACCUCGCUGCCUCCAUGGAUAGAAGUGUUUUAUGUGUGUGACUGUGUGAGCGAAUGUACUUGGUACCAAUUAGGAAAUGUGGAUAUCUUAGCUUUUCCUCUGAGAGCUCUGAGAUAGUAUUUUGUCAGACUUUAAAGGAUAGAGCUUUUUGGUUCCCUGUUGAUGGAAAAUUUUAUUCCAGGGCCUUUAAGAAAAGGGGAGCUGAGUUUAGGACAAUUGCUAGGGGACUUUGGCACAAAUGAUUGACUAUAAGGUCAUUAUAUAGCACCCUAUGUUGUAAUGAAAAGGGAAGUCAGGAAUCUAGUUUUCUGAGACAUAACCACCAGGUGGCAAUUGUCUUUCAAAAUAGACUUAAAACUUAUUUCAGAUUGAAAGGAUAUAGUUACAAGAUAGCCUUUCAAUUUUUUAAAAGCAAUACAGCCAGCUUGUACUUCUUCCAAGGCUCUCUAGUGUUUACCAAACUUUGCGCUAAUUUUAUAACUAGGUGUGUCCUUUGUCUUGGGAUUCUGUCCAGUGUUCUGUUUGGGAAGGUAUAAAUGACUGAAGGAUUGCUUUAAAAGUCCCCAUUAUUUUUAACGUACCCAGUGUUUGUUUAUAUGAACACUCUCCAUGACAUAUUUGAAUGACCAUUUAAUUAGCAUAUUUCAAUUUGAGUGUCAAACUUAAACAGUGAAUACUUAGUCCUUUUUAGAAAAGCCUCGUCCAAGGACCACAUAUAAAUAACUUUGCCCGCUCCCAGAACGCCUAGUGUGAUGAUCAGAAAAUGGCGUGUGUGGGAAUCAAUACUGAGAGCUUGUUCUUAGACGUUUGAUGUUAGCCUUAUGGGUGUUAAAGGUUAGUCAUUUGAAAGUAUAGAGUUUCACCUAUAAAAUAUUUAUUUGAAUUAUAGAGAAUUUUUUUUUCCUAAACGGAUCACUAAUGACAAGAACCAGUGAAUUAUUUUAAAGUCGUUGGAAUGUUUUAAUGAAUUAUGAGCACUUAUCAUACCAAAGAUUAGACUGAAUAAAGUUUGGCUGUCAACACAAAGUCAUUUUACUGCCCUAGAGACUAAAAAGCAUAGCAUUUUUAGCUUGAAGAUUUAAUGUUAGUAUUUCAACAAGAACCCUUUCAGUUUCAAGAUAAACCAUUCUGUCAUGGACUCUAACAGUAUUAUAAACUUAGUCAUUGCCUCCUUGGAUGUCACACUCAGAAUCAUACCAUUCAUAAACACUGGUGUAUGUAUUUUUUAAAGAUUUUUUUAAAACCUAAUAUGGGUAUAAAUGUAAUACCUGUAGUGGUAACAAAUUUCCUGUGCAUUUAGUUAACAAAUUAUUUGUAAUGUAUUUUUUUAGAAAUCUUAAAAUUGCCUUUGCACUGAAAUAUUUUUCAUAGCUGUUUAUAUAUCUCUUUUAUGCAUUCAUUUGUUAACACACCAUUUCUAAUUUUUUGAGUAUGUUUUGAAAAGUUUUUUAAUUUUAUGGGUUUUGGCCACUUUCCAUUUAAAUUUUGCUGAUAGUUGUGACUGAAUGUUUAAAAAUCUGAUGAAUGUGAAAAUUUCAGAUUUGAUUUCUUGCUUUCUCUUUCUCCUAAACUAUUGCUGCUUCUGAUGGUAGUAAUUAAUGUAAGGCACAUCUCCAAAUGGUAGUUUGCGAAGUUUUUUUCACCUUAAUCCUAUGUAACUUCAUCCUACCUUGGUUUUUUUCUCCUCAUUUCCAUCCUUUAGCCUUAAAUAAGAAAAUUCUUGCUUGGUGACUGAAUAUGCUGGAUUCCUGCUCUGCCUACUAACCAAAAGUUUACUACAUCCCUUGGACAAUUUAACUCUUUCAUUGAAAAUCACUAAGACUUUACAGAGUCUAAAAUAUGUUUUAGAAAAUAACCUGAAGAAUUAUUAAAUGGUCACAUGCCUAGGUAUUUUAAAUAGAUUAUGGGGGUGGAAAGAGAUGCAGAUGUUUGGCCAGGGACAAUGAAAUGGAGAAAAGGAGGACCGCAUUAAGUUGCAUUUUUACAUCUGAUUCAAUAGCAGAUUCUUUACAUUACUUAGUUCUUAUCAUAUUUGCCUUAUAAUGUUGUAGAUUAUAUGAGAACCUGCUUCAGGCCCUUGGAUUUAAAAAUCCUAUUUACUGCAUUAGAUGUAUACAAUGCAGAGAUAAUGAGAAAUCUAUAGUUUCACCGAUGUGUGGAACUCCUGGAGUGGUGGGGAGUCCAGACACCAAAGCAAAUGACAACCAGUCUGUGACUCUGAAAUUAAAUCCUAAGGAGUUACUUGAGGCACGUAGCAGUUAAGUGAUUUUUCCAGGGGUGCUGAGCAAGUUUCUCGUCAGAAGCAAGAUUUGAACCCUGGUCUUUCUGGCCUAAAGCCCUGGAUUCUAUCCAAUAUGCCACAAUACCUCUGUGUGUCAGAUAUUAAUAAGUGAUAAAGUUAUGAUUUACCAUGUUUGAAUGCAAACUUUACUGCUCCCACUCUUUCCUUAGAAGUUUUUCUUUUUAAUAUACCAAUACAUGAGUGAUUUUGUCUAUAUUUUCAUCCCUCUAUUACUUCCAACUCUGUGGUAAUUCAUGAUGUCGCACACAUACAUAUACACACACAUAUACAUAACCACACUCCUUUCUUGAGCCCUCAUCAUCCUUCCCUUUUUCCUAAGGUGGUUCCAGACUUCUUUCUACUCCCCCUGAUAGAAGUCUUUGUCCACCUCUGGGAAGGUGGAAUUCCCUGUGCAUUCAGCUGAUAGGCUCUCGGCAUAGGCAUACCUUUCUCCAGCAGGCAGACGGGUUAGGCACCACAUCACCACAACAGAAUUUCUUUACUCAUAAGUGUAAAGGCUUCCCUGGACAGAGAUCUUUCUCCCUCAGGGAAACUCCACAUAAAAUACCUGAAUUUCUGCUUACUAUCCUUCAGUUAAGUGAGCUCUCUGGGGGCCAAAAAGAGGGGAUAUGGCUUCCAAAGAAGGUACUCCCUGUUGUACUUAAGUGCCCUCUGGGGGAGGCUGGGCUGCCCGCUGUUUGGUAGGGGAAUAACCCUAUUCCAGAAUUCAUCUGGAAUAAGCAAGUUCUCUCUGUGUCCAUUCCAAUUUCAAGAAAUAACACAAAAAUUCCCUAUGUAUUCAAUUCAGUAGAGUGAACAAGGCAGACCAAAUAAGAAUGAAGUGUGAGAGUUAUAUCUCACAUUGGACAUUGACAUUCAUUACAGCUAAUGUAUACAAAUGGUAUGUACAAUUUAUCUGGGAUAAAUUUGGGGGGAUGAAGCAUGUUGGAGAGGGGAGGAGAAUGACAGAUUGUGUAUCACUUCCUAGCUUGCCUUGAUUAAAUUGUUGCAGCUUUAACAAAAAUGUUUCAUACAUGCUGUUAGAACCAUUUUAAAUAGACAUCAACCAAAUGUUCUGUGAAAGCUGGAGAAAGUAUUUCAAGCUUUGUCUUUUCUUAACCACUGAAUAUUUAUGUAUUUCUGCACUGGUUAGUAAGAAAUGAUUACCAUUCUUUUUAUCUUAUAAUAUCAUUAAGAUUAUUUAUUUGACACAUAAUAUAAAGGUUUGGAUCUUAUUUUCUUGCAUUACUCAUUUUUCUGGUGUCACCCAUUUGUCUGGAUCCCAUUGGUAUGCAACUUUCAAACAGGGUGAAAAAUGUCAGUGAGCCACUGCAAUCCUUUUUUUUUUUUCUAUUUUUUUUUUUUUGAAAGCCAGGGUUUAGGGGAAUAGGGACAAGAAUCAUUCUGAUAAUGUAUCUAUAAACAAAGCUUUAAUGGAAACUUGUUGGAAGUAUUAUAAAAGUGUGAUUCUACUUUUGCAGAAAAAAAAUCUAAAGAUCAGUUUAUAUAGCUUUAUUUUUUACUUUAUCAAAAUAUACAGAAUUUUAAUAUACUGUAAUUGUCUCUGACUGAAAUUAUUAUGUGUGUAUAUGCAUUGCCAUUGAAAAUAUCCAUUCAUUAUGUAAUAUAAAGGCAAAUCUUCCAAAAAUGCCAUUGGAGGAAAAAAUAGUUACCACUGUAUUUAACAUAAAUGGUAUCUGUAGUUGUCAUCAUCAUGAAAUAUUGGAAUUUCUUUUUUAAUUGUUAAAUUCAAUAGGUGCAUUUAACAGACAAUAAAUCAGCCUUUAAACAGUAAUGUUUAAUUGAUAACAAUUCAUUAACCUCUGAAAAGUCAAACUGUGGACUCAAGUAAUUCCUACAUUUCUGUAAAGUUUAUUUUGUUUGCUGCUGUUUUUAACUUUCAUUUUGGAAGGUAUCAAAAUAUGACCUGUUAAAAUUCAGUUUUGGACUUUUCUGUAGAUUAUAUAAGCAGGAAAUCAGAUUCUGCUCGCAAUAAAGAAAAAAAUGGCUGGUUUAGUUUCUUCACAAACAAAUAAAAUCUCACAAGGGA